Messenger RNA from Eremothecium sinecaudum, 2598 nucleotides. RefSeq names its product DNA-dependent ATPase RAD54 (gene RAD54). The transcript has a single exon. Gene Ontology annotation, biological process: double-strand break repair via synthesis-dependent strand annealing; reciprocal meiotic recombination. The coding region runs from base 1 to 2598 and encodes 865 amino acids. The record is from RefSeq and is a predicted model, not a curated record. NCBI's taxonomy places the organism in Eukaryota, Fungi, Ascomycota, Saccharomycetes, Saccharomycetales, Saccharomycetaceae. Gene Ontology annotation, cellular component: nucleus. Gene Ontology annotation, molecular function: hydrolase activity, acting on acid anhydrides; ATP-dependent chromatin remodeler activity; ATP binding.
AUGGCGAGAAGAAAGCUUCCAGAUAGACCGCCUAAUGGAAUUGGUGCUGGAGAGCGCCCAAGCCUUCGUCCAUUGCGCUUGAAUACCGAAGAAGCGUACGGUACUUUAACGCGUCCGUUUAAGGUACCCCUCAAGGUAGAUAAAUCGAAACACAGCGAACGGUAUGGGGUUCGAGCUUCGCGGAGAGCUGCAACGGUUUAUGCUGGGAUGGAUGAGGGUGAUAUGGAGAAGGUAGGAGUCAAGCGUGUGGAUGCAUUGUCUUCCAUUAGGCUUGCACGCGACACGUCCAGAUUGGAGCAGAUAGAGAAUACACUCAAAAGGUCUUUUACAGUUCCGAUUAAGGGAUAUGUACAACGGCACAACAUUCCCCUGGCGCUAGGGAUGAAGAUUAAGAUCACGCCUCCCCCACGGCCGCUUCAUGAUCCGUCAGAAGAAUUUGCAAUUGUGUUGUAUGACCCUACGGUAGAUGGCGACAUACGUGAAGAGAACAUAAACGACGUUUCUGGAUCCGAGGAUGUGCAGCGUCAAGAGAAAACAACGGGUCCUGCCAAGAGGACUUUGGCACACCCUGAAAGGAUGUCAAAUGGCGUAAGGAAUAAGAGCCUAAGAGAGUUGCUGGGAUCGCCUGAUAACAAGUCAAAAAAGUUUCCAUGUGUUCCUGUUGUUCUUGACCCCAAGCUUGCCAAAAUAUUGCGUCCCCAUCAGGUCGAGGGAGUCCGAUUUUUGUAUAGGUGCGUCACUGGUUUAGCGAUGAAGGACUUCCUAGAUGCGCAGAAUGUGUUGAAACCGCUGGCCGCGAGCGCUGAGCACCUAUCGUCAUCACCGACAGAAGCUCCUGUAGAAGAAGCGGUACAAAAUGCCGUCGUGGAAAAGAACCGCGGGGCAUAUGGAUGUAUUAUGGCGGAUGAAAUGGGUCUGGGAAAGACGUUACAGUGCAUUGCGUUGUUAUGGUCCUUGCUUCGACAAGGCGCAGAAGGCAAAGCUACGAUAGAUAAAUGCAUAAUUGUCUGCCCAUCAUCGCUAGUCAAUAACUGGGCGAAUGAGAUCGUGAAGUGGUUAGGCCCUAACACGUUAUCUCCUUUAGCAAUAGACGGCAAGAAGAACUCAUUGUCUAAUGGAUCAGUUGCUAUGUCAAUAAGUCAAUGGGCGCUCGCUCAGGGCCGUAAUAUCGUAAAACCCGUGCUUAUAAUUUCGUAUGAAACGUUAAGGCGUAAUAUUGAAAACUUGAAAGGUUGCAAAGUCGGGCUAAUGCUAGCUGAUGAAGGUCACCGCUUGAAAAAUGGUGACUCGUUAACAUUUACUUCAUUAGACUCCAUUAACUGUCCCAGGAGGGUAAUCCUUUCGGGUACACCAAUCCAAAAUGAUCUAUCGGAAUAUUUUGCCUUACUAAGUUUUAGUAAUCCCGGACUACUUGGAACUAGGGCUCAAUUCCGUAAAGAUUUCGAGAUUCCAAUUUUAAGGGGACGCGAUGCUGACGCGACUGAGAAGGAAAUUGAAGAAGGGGAGUUAAAGCUGCAACAGCUAUCGCAAAUAGUGUCAAAGUUCAUUAUAAGGCGUACCAAUGACAUUCUAUCCAAAUAUCUUCCUUGUAAAUACGAACACGUUAUCUUUGUCAGCCUUUCCCCUUUACAGAAGGCACUGUAUGAACAUUUCGUAAAAUCAAGGGAAGUCGCUAAAUUAGUAAAGGGCACUGGAUCACAACCUUUGAAAGCUAUUGGCUUACUAAAAAAAUUAUGCAACCACCCGGAUCUGCUGGAUCUUCCUGAUGACAUUGAGGGCUCAAACCAUUUACUUACGGAUUACCAGAGCAGCACGUCAACAUCUCGUAACUCAAGAGGAGCAUCGUAUGUCCAGACAUGUCAUUCAAGUAAAUUUGCUAUUCUUGAACGUUUUCUGUACAAGAUACGAACCGAAUCGAGCGAUAAGAUAGUAUUAAUUUCGAAUUAUACCCAAACGCUAGAUUUAAUCGAAAAAAUGUGUCGUUUCAACCAUUAUGGCGUAUUAAGACUAGAUGGGACAAUGAACAUUAAUAAGAGACAAAAGCUGGUUGAUAAGUUCAAUAAACCUGAUGGGGAUGAGUUUAUCUUUUUACUGAGUUCAAAGGCUGGUGGAUGCGGUAUCAACUUAAUUGGUGCAAACAGGCUGAUACUGUUAGACCCAGAUUGGAAUCCUGCCGCAGAUCAGCAGGCUUUAGCACGUGUGUGGAGAGAUGGGCAGAAAAAGGAUUGUUUUAUUUAUAGGUUCAUUAGCACUGGAACCAUAGAAGAAAAAAUUUACCAAAGACAGUCUAUGAAGAUGAGUUUAAGCUCUUGUGUGGUUGAUGAGAAGGAGCAUGUAGAGCGUCUGUUCAGUUCAGACAACUUGAAGCAAUUGUUCCAAUUUGAUGCUCAAACAAUCUGUGAUACUCAUACAACCUAUAACUGCAAGCGAUGUAAGAAUGGUAAACAGAUUACUAAGGCUCCAGCUAUGUUAUACGGAGAUGCUACGACAUGGAAUCACCUCAACCAUAGUGCAUUAUCAAGAACAAACGAUCAUCUACUAAAGAAUGAAUACAAUUUUAAUGACAUUAGUUACGUUUUUCAAUAUAUUUCUCACUGA